Penaeus indicus is the source of this 1583-nucleotide messenger RNA. Its product is annotated as organic cation transporter protein-like. Gene Ontology annotation, biological process: transmembrane transport. The transcript has 7 exons. Gene Ontology annotation, cellular component: membrane. Lineage: Eukaryota; Metazoa; Arthropoda; Malacostraca; Decapoda; Penaeidae. The record is from RefSeq and is a predicted model, not a curated record. Gene Ontology annotation, molecular function: transmembrane transporter activity. The coding region runs from base 1 to 1077 and encodes 358 amino acids.
AUGGAGACCUGUGAACCUCGCCUAAGGUCUGUCAUCGGCAUCCUCGUGUUUUUACCUUGGUGCUUCUCGAUUAUCUCCCUCGGAGGUUACGGUUAUCUACUGAGGGACUGGCGGUGGCUUAUGUUCACUGUAUCUAUGCCGGGGCUCCUCUAUUUGCCUAUGCUAUGGCUAAUGGACGAAUCACCCAGGUGGCUCAUCGUCAGGGGCAGACACGCAGAGGCCCUUCGUGUACUGCGCCGAGCCUCACGUUGGAAUAAAGUUGAGCUUCCGUCGGAGGAACAUCUGUACGCGAUCAUGAAGGAGACGCAGGCGGAGGAAACCGAUUCCCAACGGCGUGAGGUUGAUCAUCCUCGUGGACUGAAGACUACCCUGAAAAACGUAGCCGAUGUAGUUGCCGUUCUGUUUAGAACCAGAAAGAUUCGAACGAUAACACUCUGCUUGUACGCCAACUUUUUCCUGGUGGAUUCUGUGUACUACGGUCUCUCUCUCGGAGGCGAUAGGUUCGGUGUUGAUCCUUAUGCCUACAUGGCCUUAGGAGGUGUGAUGGAGACACCGGCCAACAGCAUAACGAUUGCUUUGGUGGAGAAACUGGGAAGGAGGGCUUCGAAUAUCAUGUGUUUCGUUAUCAGCGGUGUUUCACUUCUGGCUCUCGGGGUUACGCCAUCAAGUAUUAGCUGGUUGGUGACGACGAUGAUAAUGAUAGGAAAACUGGCCAUCACCGCAGCCUAUAUGAUGCUCUACUUCCACGCGAACGAACUCUUUCCGACCGAGGUGCGACAGCGGGGUAUGAGCACGUGCGCGAUGGUGGGGAAAAUCGGCUCUGUAGCGGUGCCUUUCCUGGUGGAGAUUCUGGCUUCCAUCGGGUCGUGGGUGCCCCUCGUAACCUUCGGGGGAGCCUCGUUAGUAGCAGCUGGGAUCAUGACCAGGCUGCCGGAGACUCGAGGGGUUCCCAUGAAAGACACAGUUGCAGAGCUGGAGGAUUCGGGUGUCCAUCGACCACGCAGCAGCGUCACCUUCCUGGCUCCGAGUGAAGAAAAGAAGGACGGGUUCCUGGCUGUCCAUAGACGACCAUCAUAAUCCUCAGGGCACCAUUUAUAGGCCUACGUGAAGGAUUCGUGUUGAACGUAUUGUAAAUAAACCGACGAAGGGAUGGACACAAAAAAAAAUACACGAACAAGACGAAGGACUUUUUGCUAUAUUGCUCCUUCGUUGUUUUAUUUAUAAUAGGUUUACUUGUAUUACACUACUGUUUUAGUGAUUAUUUACCAUAUGAAACCUUUUUCUUUUGAUACUGUCUCUGAAGAAGUAGUCAAAUCAAAGGACCAUUGGCAUUUAAAUAUUUUUCCUCGAACUGAUCAUUGUUAAAAGUUUACAAAUCGUUCACUGUAAAUUCCUCAUUAUGAAUCGAGGCAACAGUACGAAGAGAACGACUGGAAGAUCCUCUCACUGCAAAAACCUCCCUAUAUUUCGACUCUUUCAGUGUUAUUUAAUGAUGUCCCCGAGUUAUAAGGCCUUAUCACACUAUUUUUUUCUCAGCUAUUUUUUUUUCUUAGCGAAAACAUUCCCCAAGAUUAUUGCAUAAC